Molecule: messenger RNA, 1314 nt
Organism: Fomitiporia mediterranea MF3/22
Lineage: Eukaryota; Fungi; Basidiomycota; Agaricomycetes; Hymenochaetales; Hymenochaetaceae
Exons: 1
Coding region: 1-1314 (437 amino acids)
Source: RefSeq, a predicted model, not a curated record
AUGGUGCAACUCAACGAUCUGCCUACAGAGAUCCUAAUUGAAAUCUGUAAGGCGGCAACUGACAACCCUGCAAGACCUUUUGAGUCGCAAGGUACCUGGACGCCCUUCGAAUCUGCAUGCUCCACCACUGUGUUUGAAGAAUGCAGGGGGGCCCUUCGAACGAAAGCGACUCUACCUUUAGUCUGCUCGUUGUUUAGAAGACUAUCACUAGAGCUACUUUACGAAGAUAUUUGGAUAAAUCAUGGUUCAGACGGCCUGCUAGCGGCUCUCGAGGUGUCGAAGAACGGCCAAGACCCCGGACUUUGUGGAUACGUAAAACGUAUCACAAUAUCGCUGGACGAUGGAGGGGAAUCACGUCAAACCCGCCGCUCAAUUUACAAGAAUUCGCGUCGAAUAUUCUUGUGCUGCCCGAAUAUACGCGCUAUCUCUCAUUUUCGAAGACUGCGAGAAGAUAGGGAAGAUGGAGGGGGCUGCGAAUAUGAGUUGACAGGUGGAUUUCCCUUCGAUGAUCUUGACUUACCUUUUUUGCAGCGAGUAGACUGGCAUAACAUGCCUUUCAAUACCCCCCUUGCGAGCGCCCCAUCUCCGCGGUUCAUCUGGCAUUCACACUCUCUACAGGUCCUUAUGAUCGGUGCAGACGAGUUUCCAAUACAUACGGACAGGUCAGAUCAGGAAAUUAUUAUUGACUUACCGAAUCUUCACACCCUAGGAAUCUUCUCCACCAACACAUUUCGCAGUAUCUUUCCACGGCGCGAGCACAUCUCACUCCCCUCCAUCCGCCGACUCUUUAUCGCUCGUCCGGACGCAAUAAACAACUUCUUUGCGGGAUGUCUAGCACCCAUGGUUGAUGGAAUAACAACCCUUGAGAUAGGACCUGACCCCCACUUCUUACGCCACGACUUUGUGGCGGCAAUCCUAGGUUACUGCCCGACUGUAACCGAACUUUACAUCCCUGUGGUGACGACGCGGCCGUUGAGUAGGAACGCCCCCCAAACCCUCUUCUUUGCAUUUUCUGUGCGGCAGGUGUUUUUGUACGUCGGAGCGGCAGGUAAGCAUAUGGACAAGGACCCUCGCUGGUGGGUGUUGCUACAAGGACACUUCGAGGGUCUUAAUAGCGAAGGAACUAGAUUGCCUGUGCUUGAGCGUAUCGUCCUUUGUGGGUGGGAGUGGAAGGACACCCUCAGCGAUGAACGAUUUGUCCCCAUUCUGCGGCCUGUACGUGCAAAGGGAAUCCGCAUCGACUGUGACAUUGCAGACCUACACACAGGCCUCUCCAAUUUACUGGAGACGUUGAAGAGACGUGUUAGUGGCUGA